Molecule: messenger RNA, 589 nt
Organism: Soboliphyme baturini
Lineage: Eukaryota; Metazoa; Nematoda; Enoplea; Dioctophymatida; Soboliphymatidae
Source: the annotation of a GenBank genome assembly
UUGUGCCUUUUAGAACCUUAACGGCGGCGGAAUAAAGUUUCAUUCAGAAAAGUCGAAUGAGACGCCAUCUCCUACGUUCACGCCAGAGGACAUCAAAUACCUGAAUCUGAUGUGGAAAGGAGACGAUUUCGAAUGGCUGUUCGAAAUCGGUAGCCGCAUAUACUUCAACGUGUUCGAAAACGCUCCGCAGCUCAAAAGGUUCUUCCCGUACAUUUACGCAAACGGACGUGAACAGGAGAACUGGAAAGAAUCAAAGGGCUUCCGGCAGCAGAGCCUCCGUUUAGUACAGGUGAUCGGCAACUGCGUCGAAAUGCUGCAGGGCAGCUGCUGCGGUCACCAAGACAUGAUCAAGUCCAUGAGAUCGCUGCUCCUACGGGUAGGACACGUUCAUCGAUUGUAUUCAACACGCGGGUUCACGGCCUCUGACUGGCAACACUUCCGUAUCGCUGCGUUAGAAGUUCUUCGAAGUCAGCUGACGAGGAUGAGCCUCUUCGAAACAGAGUCUGCAUCUGCCAUGGCGGCGUGGACAAAACUAAUAAAUUACAUCAUUUCGACGAUGGAAUUUGGAUACGUGCAUGACGGCUUUUAG